Pimephales promelas (fathead minnow) is the source of this 4543-nucleotide messenger RNA. RefSeq names its product ADAM metallopeptidase domain 10b (gene adam10b). The record is from RefSeq and is a predicted model, not a curated record. Gene Ontology annotation, molecular function: metalloendopeptidase activity involved in amyloid precursor protein catabolic process. Gene Ontology annotation, biological process: membrane protein ectodomain proteolysis; Notch signaling pathway. Gene Ontology annotation, cellular component: plasma membrane; synaptic membrane. Lineage: Eukaryota; Metazoa; Chordata; Actinopteri; Cypriniformes; Leuciscidae.
CGUGUCUCAGUGCGUCUGACGUCAGCACGCAAAGCCCCAAACCCGAGACUGAAGCUGUAAACAAUAAAACCCAGCCCGUCCAUCAUCCAUGCGCUAAACAUGCAUUUAUCGGCGAUGACGGUCGUGUUCUCGGUGCUGUUGUGCUUCUCAUGCGCCUUCCGGUCCGCUCGAGGUUACUAUGGCAACCCCCUGAACAAGUACAUCCGUCACUACGAGGGCCUGUCGUACGACCCGGAUCAGCUUCAGGACCGGCACCAGCGGGCCAGGAGAGCGCUCACACACUCGGAGCGCGAGCUGGAGCUGCAGUUCCACGCGCACGGCAGACACUUUAACCUGCGGAUGAAGCGAGACACACGGCUGUUCUCCGAAGACUUCAAACUGGAGAUGAGUGGAGGAGAACUGGAGUACGACACCUCACACAUCUAUACUGGAGAGAUCUACGGAGAGCAGGGCACGCUGACGCACGGCUCUGUUGUGGACGGGAGGUUCGAGGGCUUCAUCCAGACUCACAGAGGCACGUAUUACGUGGAGCCGGCCGAGAGAUACUUGCAGGACAAGAACGUGCCGUUCCACUCCGUCAUCUACCACGAGGAUGACAUCAAUUAUCCUCAUAAAUACGGGCCGGAGGGCGGCUGUGCGGAUUCGUCAGUGUUUGAGCGGAUGAAGAGAUACCAGGAGGAUCCGGUGAAGGAGAGGUCGUCAGCGCUGGAUCAGGCGUUACUGAGGAAGAAGAGGAUGACUCAGGUGGAGAAGAACACCUGCCAGCUGUUUAUCCAGACCGAUCACCUGUUCUUCAAAUACUACAAGACCAGAGAGGCCGUCAUCGCUCAGAUCUCCAGUCAUGUGAAGGCCAUCGACGCCAUCUACCAGGGCACAGACUUCAUGGGCAUCCGCAACAUCAGCUUCAUGGUCAAGAGGAUCCGGAUAAACACCACCAGUGACGAGCGGGACCGGUCGAACCCGUUCCGCUUCGCCAACAUCGGCGUGGAGAAGUUCCUGGAGCUGAACUCGGAGCAGAACCACGACGACUACUGCCUGGCCUACGUGUUCACGGACCGGGACUUCGACGACGGGGUUCUGGGUCUGGCCUGGGUCGGGGCUCCCGCCGGGAGCUCUGGAGGCAUCUGUGAGAAGAGUAAGCUGUAUUCGGACGGGAAGAAGAAGUCUCUGAACACCGGGAUCAUCACCGUGCAGAACUACGCCUCACACGUGCCUCCUAAAGUCUCACACAUCACCUUCGCACACGAGGUGGGACACAACUUCGGCUCGCCGCAUGACUCCGGGUCAGAGUGCACUCCGGGCGAGUCCAAGAGCCAGGAUAAGAAGGAGCGGGGGAACUACAUCAUGUACGCCCGCGCCACAUCCGGAGACAAGCUGAACAACAACAAGUUCUCCGUGUGCAGCAUCAAGAACAUCAGCCAGGUGCUGGAGAAGAAGAGGGGCAGCUGCUUCGUGGAGUCCGGGCAGCCGAUCUGUGGGAACGGGCUGGUGGAGCCGGGCGAGGAGUGUGACUGUGGAUACAGCGAUCAGUGUAAAGACGACUGCUGCUACGAUGCUAAUCAACCCGACAACAGGAAGUGCAAACUCAAACCCAACAAAGUCUGCAGCCCGAGUCAGGGCCCGUGCUGCACGCCUGAGUGCGGUUACAAGAGCCGGAACGAGAAGUGUCGAGAGGAGUCGGAGUGCGCUCACCAGGGCAUGUGCAGCGGCGCCUCGGCCCAGUGUCCCACAUCAGAGCCCAAGGCCAACUUCACUGCCUGCCACGGGGACACACAGGUGUGCCUCAACGGGGGCUGCUCGGGCUCCAUCUGUGAGAAGUACGGUCUGGAGGUGUGCACCUGUGCUAGCGUGGACGGCACCGACGAGACCGAGCUCUGCCACGUUUGCUGCAUGGAGAAAAUGAACCCCAGCACCUGCAGCAGCACCGGCUCCGAGCGGCUCGCACGCUUCUUUAAUAAGAAGGUCACGACCCUUCAGGCCGGCUCGCCCUGCAACGACUUCAAGGGUUACUGUGACGUGUUCAUGAAGUGCCGUCUGGUGGACGCCGACGGUCCCCUGGCCCGCCUGAAGAAGGCCAUCUUCAACCCCGAGCUGUACGAGAACAUCGCAGAGUGGAUAGUGGCUCACUGGUGGGCGGUGUUACUGAUGGGAAUCGCUCUGAUUAUGCUGAUGGCAGGAUUCAUCAAGAUCUGCAGUGUUCACACUCCCAGCAGCAACCCCAAACUGCCCCCGCCCAAACCCCUGCCAGGAACGCUGAAGAGACGACGAGCUCAACAGGCGGCCCAGCAGCAGCAGCAGCAGCAUCAUCAGCACCUGAACCAGAACCAGCACCAGAACCAGCACGCUCACGGGCACCAGAACCAGCGGCAGGCCGCCCGUCCAGCCCAGCGCCAGCCUCAGCCCCAGCGCCACCACCGGCAGCCCCGCGAGAACUACCAGAUGGGCCAGAUGAGGCGCUGAGAGGCUUUACUCCAAAGAACCACACCGGGCCGCCGCUCCUCAUCAUCACAGUACCGCCAGGCUUCAUCCGGGUUCACGCACUAAACUGGAAUGCUUGACUGGAACAUGUCCGGUGCCCGUAAUGCUUCCGCAGACUGGAGUUUCUCUUUGGAGUAAAAACCAACCACAACUCAGUCCUUCAUUCCCUCACGGAGAAGCUUCACUCCUGAGUUUCUUUUGUAAUUUUCCUUUUUGUUUGUUUGUGUUCACCCUCGCGUGCCAAGGUUUACCGGGGUAUUUGUAGAUAGAGCGUCUCCUGUAGUCACUUCUUUGCUUUGAAAACAUUUAAGACUCAAAGUGGUUUGAUAUGAAAAACAUCUUUUUAAGGAAGUGUGUGGAGCUUCGGCCCGAACCCUCGCCACCUGCUCGGAAAAGGACUUUUAUUUUGUAAGACCCGAAAUAUUACGCCUUCCCUUUUCCAGACUCACGGCUGUAUAGAGAAACGAUAUUAGCUGUAUUAUACGAAGAUUAUUUCUUCUAUUGUCGAUAAGAGAUUUACAGUUGCAGUUUUGUUGACAACACUCAGGACUCAAAAACGCUCAAACGAAGGCGGUGGUUCAGCGCGACGGAUCACGCGUAGCCGCUCGACGUCAUCCCACCGUUUACGUUCUUCAUUCUGUGUGUGCGCGCGUGUGUUUGUAUAUAGCUCAUGUAGAAUCACGUCCUCACGUCCACUGCACUUCCGGUACACACCCCAACAAGGAAUGUGCAUGAAGAACUUGAUUUUAAUGUGUGUGUUUGUGUUUGUGUGUGUGUGCGUUAGCGGUGCAACCAUGAAGAUAUGCUAUGAAGAUCUACGAUCAUGAUCGUUUCAAUGGAAGCCUUUUUCCGCCACGGAAUAAAAGAUUAAAAAAGCAAUUGCAAAUUUCUCGCAAUUCCGAGAUAAAGUUUUGCAAUUAUGAUCUUUUUCCUGCAAUUGCGAUUCUGAAUUUUUCUUUCAGUUCUGAAUUUUCUUCUCACAACGAUGACUUUUAUCUCACAAUAAUUUUUUUUUUUCCCGAACUCUGACUUUUCUUCUCGAAAUCAUACAUUUGUAUUGCAAUUAUGACCUUUUUCCUGCAAUUGCGAUUCUGAAAAUUUUUUUUCUCACAAUGCAUGCAUUUCUCGCAAUUCGGACUUUUUAUUAUUUUAUUCGGUGGCAGAAACAAGCUUCCACUCAUUCCAGAUGACUGAAGGAACUGAAAGUGUUUUUGGGAUGUUCAAAUCCAGAAGAUCUGCAGACGUGCAAUUGUACGAAAUGUUGAUUUGAACCGCGGUCACGAUUAUUCCCUGCAAAUGUGUUUUAAGGAUUUAGCUGCAGUUUCCCUGUAGAGGAUACUCACAGUACUAUUAACACAAGGUUUAGUUUACAGUCCUUCAGUGGCGUCCGCUGAGACUCAUCCUCAUCCAGUCUCAGGCGUGUGAAGGGCCGCUCGCCGAGGGAACGUCAUGCGUGCGUUUGAGGACGCUUCCCUUCAUCCUCUCUGACAGAACGCAGGACUUUGAUUACGUCACGCUCAUCUCAGCAGGUGUAAACUAUGUACAGUAACUGGAGAAUAAUUUCUGUUAAUAUUCGAAGGUACAUUUUGAUACUUUUCUCUUUUGUUCACCUCCAGACAAGAGUUUGUCGAGUCCAGGCCGGCCGCCGAGCCACAUCCGGUUCUUCUUUUCCAUACUGCCAUCUGCCAUGAAGAAACAGAGCGGCGCUUCUGUGGUUUUGCGGCGGCCUGGACUGGAGGACAUCUAAAUAUUUGCCUGUAUUUGACUUUUAAUUUUUACGUAGUCUUGGUGAAAUUUCAUAGAGGAAAAGUGCACUGAAAAAAAAAGAAGUCUUAAUCGAGUCCAAAUGUUGUAGGUGAAAAUAGGCCGAACACUAAAACUGAGAAACGAAGGAACAAAAAAGAUUAAUACUGCUGUCUGUUAAUGUUCACUGUGUUUUAUACAGUACCUAAAUUUUUGUUCACUUUGAACAUUUUUACGUAACAUUUCAAAACGUAUUGUGCAAAGAGAUGUAAUUUUUUUGGAGUACUUGAAAUGCAUUAAUAAAAAGACUGGGUUGAAUGGC